GAGGAUGUAGCCUCUGCAUCAAACUUGUCACUAGAAGGCGGAACAGUAUCCAUUUUGAAGGUUUCAAUAUGGCAUGUGUUGUUCUCGCUCUUCUUACAAUCUUACCAGUGGUGAUGGGAGAUACCACUGGUUACCUGGGAGAUUCGGUCACCUUGUCUUCUGGAGCCAACUCAUCCUGGAUCUUGAGCAAGAUAGAGUGGUCUAUAUUCAGCAACAACACCUGGAUUGCAACGUACAGGAAAGAAACACACGUUGUCAAAACAGACCGUUUCUGGCAGUUUCAGGGUCGUCUAAGACUCAACAUCUCGUCCGGGGACUUAGAGAUAAGAGAUGUGAGGAUAGGGGAUGCCCUGGUUUACUCUGUUCUCCUUCAAGACUAUAAGGGAGAGCAGCAUAACGUACAUGUCCAGCUCACUGUGACAGAGCGUCUCAGCAAGCCCAGCGUCCGUAAGGUCUUCAGCAUGUUGAAGGACAGCCAUUGUGUGAUGGCUCUUCAGUGCUCCUCUUCAGUGAAGGACAUCCACCUCUCCUGGGAACCAGAGGCUGCGUUUGAGGAUGCCUUCUGGAAGGGGAAUCCCAACACCAACGUCUCUGUCGUCUGGACGUCUUACAGCCCCAACAGAAAUGCCACCUUCACCUGUACUGCCAGCAAUGGGCUCUCUAAAGCCUCCAGGGUUGUGACGGAGAGAUGCCAAGAGCCCGACGUGGUGGGAGAGACCCGCUUCCCUGGAAUAGUUUUUCUAAUGUUGCUCUUAGGAAUUGUGUUUGGAUGUGUCUUAACAUAUAUUUAUUUUAGAGUUGAGUUAAAAAUGUUCCCCGUACCAACUUUGUAAACUUUGUUUUCAUGAUGCCUUGCUUAAAAAUGAUGUAAAAAAUCAAAUCCGCUGCAGCUGAUUUGCUUGAUCCUUUCUUGCUGCAGCUUUCUGCGGAGUAAUUGACACAGGUUUUUUAACUGACAAUUAUCUUGGGUGUUAUCCCCAGGGUUUGGAAGGUGGCUUGUGUUUUCCCUCUCCACAAAGGUGGUGAGAUACCAAACCCGGUCUCGGGGAUGGCUAACUCUGGAGAUCCCUUCGAUCUCCAAUGAGUUAGGUAAAUCUGAUUUUAGUUACCUUGAACUUUACUUGUGGAAAGAUCUCCAAGGCUUUCUAAAGUUGGAUGAAUUGGGGCCUCUAGGGCAAUUCAAAAGGCUAAUUGAGGACCUUUAUACUGAAGAAUGUAUUUGUUUUCUAUGACUGUGUUUAGCUUUUUGUAUAUUGAUGUGUGCACUAUGUAUAUUGAUGUGCUUAUGAACUGUAUAUUGAUGUGUAUACAGGGUUCAUCUUUAAAAUAGACCUUGGUCUUAGCAUGACUCACUGUUCAAAUAAAGCUUCAUUAUUAUUUAAA
This is a messenger RNA of Oncorhynchus nerka (sockeye salmon), 1383 nucleotides long. RefSeq lists its product as uncharacterized. The record is from RefSeq and is a predicted model, not a curated record. Bases 69 to 833 code for a protein of 254 amino acids. The transcript has 4 exons. NCBI's taxonomy places the organism in Eukaryota, Metazoa, Chordata, Actinopteri, Salmoniformes, Salmonidae.